UUGCAAUCGGGGAAGGCAAAGAGGACCGAACUCCGCGAAAAAAAGUUACCAGCGCGGUCAAGAGAGCUGGCCCGACACUUUUGCCUCCGUUGCAACAAAAGACUUUCUACACUUUCCUAUUGUUGUCUUUUCAGACAUUGUACAUUUAGCUAUAUCAUCUAGGAGAGUCCAUGUUAUAAUAUCGUCAUCUUGGCCUUCGAACCCUGAUCCACCGCCGUCGGUCUGAUGCGUAUCUCGUUACUCGACAGCUAGAGUAAAUUACUUGACUCCGACCGUGCCUAUGACAUACCCGACAACUUCUCACGCCAGCUCUGCGCAGGCGCAUCUGGGUGGUGAGAAAUAUGCUGAUUUGCAACCAAAUGUUAUUCCACAGUCCAGAGAGAUGGGGGAUGUGGUGCCAGAGUCAUCGCUGCCUUCAGUCCAGGAUGCGGAGAGCAAGCCCACAGCUAAGCCAUUUGCGCAUUUCGUCGCUGGAGGAGUUGGUGGUAUGACUGCCGCAACCCUCACGUCGCCGCUCGAUGUCCUCAAAACCCGUCUUCAAUCAGACUUUUAUCAAUCACAAUUACGAGCCCUCCGCGAAGCACACCCACUUCCCAAGGCAGGCUCACCGCUAGUUACACUUCCACGCAUUGCCCUGCUCCAUUUCAGCGAGACCUUCCAGAUUCUGCGCUCGAUACACGUCCAUGAAGGGUGGCGCGCUCUGUUUAAGGGCCUGGGACCCAACUUGAUCGGCGUCGUCCCCGCGCGUGCUAUCAACUUCUAUGUUUAUGGAAACGGAAAGCGUAUACUGAGUGACUAUUUUGGCUACGCUGGUGCGAAGGAGACUCCAUGGGGUGUCCACCUGGCAUCGGCCGCGAUGGCGGGGAUUGCGACAGGAACGGCCACAAAUCCAAUUUGGCUUGUCAAGACGCGACUGCAGCUAGACAAGUCGAAUGCGGAGCAUGGAAGAGGCCGCCAGUAUAAGAACAGUUGGGACUGCAUCAAGCAGACUGUGCGGCAGGAAGGAAUUCGGGGUCUAUACAAAGGUCUUUCGGCUUCGUAUCUUGGUGUUACGGAGUCGUCCGUCCAAUGGGUCAUGUACGAACAAGGGAAGAUGUUCUUCGCCCGCCGCCAAGCGGCCAAGGAGGCUGACCCAGCACAUGUCCACAGUUUCUGGGAUGAUGUUGAGCUAUGGGGUGGAAGAAUCACGGCCGCUGGUCUAGCGAAAUUGAUAGCCGCAGCUGCCACGUACCCGCAUGAAGUUGUGCGUACACGACUGAGGCAAGCUCCCACCGUCUCAGUUGGAGAUGGUCAGGUCCAGAUGAAAUACACCGGGCUUGUUCAAUGCUUCAAGCUUGUGUGGAAGGAAGAGGGCAUGGCAGGAUUGUACGGUGGUCUUACGCCUCACCUUCUGCGUGUUGUUCCUUCUGCUGCUAUCAUGUUUGGAAUGUACGAGGCAAUCUUACGUCUCAUGGGGGCCACUUCAUAAGCCAGAGAGCUGGCUUAGGUUUUGCUACCUCCCUCCUCAUCUGUAUAAUACGACCCCCUCUCUUCUCUACCCAUAGAUUCUAUUGCUCAGGGGUGGGGUGAUCGACACUUAGCCCUUUUCUAGCCUUGUUUUUCAAGAGGACUGAUCGCAUUGCCGGCGCAUAAUGUGGGUUAGCUUUGCUUUGGUCAUGUUGCAGCCUGAAGUGCUGUUUUCUUAAGUCACUGAUGUUUCGACACGUCCGCCCAUGUAAUAUAAAGAGGAAAUUUGGAUGAUACAACUCGAAGCAAGGCGUCUCAUGUAAUAAAAGGAAGUUAACUGGUUGUUAGCAAGGAAAAUUAAAGUAACUACAUUAUUA
This is a messenger RNA of Paecilomyces variotii, 1823 nucleotides long. Its product is annotated as putative mitochondrial carrier protein. Bases 281 to 1468 code for a protein of 395 amino acids. Gene Ontology annotation, cellular component: mitochondrion. The transcript is spliced from 3 exons. Gene Ontology annotation, biological process: pyrimidine nucleotide import into mitochondrion. The record is from RefSeq and is a predicted model, not a curated record. Lineage: Eukaryota; Fungi; Ascomycota; Eurotiomycetes; Eurotiales; Thermoascaceae. Gene Ontology annotation, molecular function: pyrimidine nucleotide transmembrane transporter activity.